Molecule: messenger RNA, 1847 nt
Organism: Octodon degus (degu)
Lineage: Eukaryota; Metazoa; Chordata; Mammalia; Rodentia; Octodontidae
Gene: Pde9a
Product: phosphodiesterase 9A
Exons: 19
Coding region: 29-1636 (535 amino acids)
Biological process (GO): cGMP catabolic process
Molecular function (GO): 3',5'-cyclic-GMP phosphodiesterase activity
Source: RefSeq, a predicted model, not a curated record
CCGAGCGCGGCGGCCGCGGCAGUGCAGGAUGGGGUCCGGCUCCUCUAGCUAUCGGCCCAAGGCCAUCUACCUGGACAUCGAUGGACGAAUCCAGAAGGUGGUUUUCAGCAAGUACUGCAACUCCAGCGACAUCAUGGACCUAUUCUGCAUCGCCACAGGCCUACCUCGGAACACGACCAUCUCCCUCCUGACCACAGAUGACGCCAUGGUCUCCAUUGACCCCACCAUGCCCGCAAAUUCAGAACGAACGCCCUACAAAGUGAGACCUGUGGCCAUCAAGCACCUGUCCGAGAGAGAAGAAUUAAUCCAGAGUGUCCUGGCCCAGGUGGCAGAGCAGUUCUCCAGAGCAUUUAAAAUCAACGAGCUGAAAGCGGACGUCGCCAACCACCUGGCAGUGCUGGAGAAGCGAGUGGAGUUGGAAGGGCUGAAAGUUGUGGAGAUCGAGAAAUGCAAGAGUGACAUUAAAAAAAUGAGGGAGGAGCUGGCGGCCAGAAGUAACAGGACCAGCUGUCCCUGUAAGUACAGCUUUCCGGAUAACAACAAGAAAUUGACCCCUCGGCGUGAUGUCCCCACCUACCCCAAGUACCUGCUGUCUCCAGAGACCAUCGAAGCCCUCCGGAAGCCCACCUUUGAUGUCUGGCUGUGGGAGCCCAAUGAGAUGCUGAGCUGCCUGGAGCACAUGUACCACGACCUGGGCCUGGUCAGUGACUUCGGCAUCAACCCCAUCACACUCAGGCGCUGGCUGCUCUGCGUGCAUGACAACUACAGAAACAACCCCUUCCACAACUUCCGGCACUGUUUCUGCGUGGCCCAGAUGAUGUACAGCAUGGUCUGGCUCUGCAACCUGCAGGAGAAGUUUUCCCAAAUGGACAUCUUGGUCCUGAUGACAGCGGCUGUCUGCCAUGACCUGGAUCACCCAGGAUACAACAACACGUACCAGAUUAAUGCCCGCACUGAGCUGGCUGUGCGAUACAACGACAUCUCACCGCUGGAGAACCACCACUGUGCUGUGGCCUUCCAGAUCCUGGCCCGGCCUGAGUGCAACAUUUUCGCCAACGUGCCACCUGAGGAGUUCAAGCAGAUCCGACAGGGAAUGAUCACGUUAAUACUGGCCACGGACAUGGCGAGGCAUGCAGAAAUAAUGGACUCUUUUAAGGAGAAAAUGGAGAAUUUUGACUACAGCAAUGAUGAGCAUAUGACCCUGCUGAAGAUGAUCCUGAUAAAGUGCUGUGACAUCUCCAACGAGGUGCGGCCCCUGGAGGUGGCAGAGCCAUGGGUGGACUGUCUCCUGGAAGAGUAUUUUAUGCAGAGCGACCGUGAGAAGUCAGAAGGCCUUCCUGUGGCCCCAUUCAUGGACCGAGACAAAGUGACCAAAGCUACAGCCCAAAUUGGGUUCAUCAAGUUUGUCCUGAUCCCGAUGUUUGAAACAGUGACAAAGCUCUUUCCUGUGGUAGAGGAGCUCAUGCUGCAGCCCCUGUGGGAAUCCCGAGAUCACUAUGAGGAGCUGAAGCAGAUGGAUGAUGCCAUGAAAGAGUUACAGAAGAAGACCGAGAGCUUGACCUCCGGGGUCAGUGGGAAAUCUAAAGAGAAGAGCAGAGAUGGGAGAAUGAGUGAAGAUGGCCCGUCUCCAAAUUGAUGUCUCAGUGCACAUGGCGUACACGGCCAAGCUGGAUGCAGCAGCAACAGCAGUAGCAGCAGAGCUGUAGGCCACGGCGUGGACGGGCUGGCAGAGCCUCACGUGACCCUCCGGGCCAGGAAAAGUCACUCUGGGCACCUAACGCCAGAAGACCACAUUUUCUAAGAACUGUUUGUUCACUGCUACAAGAAGGAAAAAAAAGGAAUUCACG